Molecule: messenger RNA, 1491 nt
Organism: Galdieria sulphuraria
Lineage: Eukaryota; Rhodophyta; Bangiophyceae; Galdieriales; Galdieriaceae
Product: RAN GTPase-activating protein 1
Exons: 1
Coding region: 32-1420 (462 amino acids)
Molecular function (GO): GTPase activator activity; protein binding
Source: RefSeq, a predicted model, not a curated record
GUCGACAGAAAGAAUUGAUGGGCUUUUCUUUAUGUGUGUGAAUUUUAUGAAUCUAUCAAGUGGAAAGGUCUUUUGUUUUGACAACUAUAGAGAAAGAAUUUCCGAAGAGAAACUUGAGAAAAUUUUUAGUGAAUACUUUCAAAAGGUUGAUAAGAAUGAAGUGGUGGAAGUAAGGCUUGGUGGGAAAAGUUUUGACUUGGAAGCGGCACAACUGGCUGCCGAAAUUCUACCAACUUUGGUCAAUCUGAGAGUAGUCUCUUUUGCAGAUGUGAUAGCAGGAAGAAAGGAGGAAGAGGGACACGGUGUGCUAAGAGUUUUGAGUUCGUCGCUGGAAAGUGACCAACUUUAUGAACUGGACCUGAGCGAUAAUGCGUUGGGCGCAAAGGGAAUAGAGGCUUGCAAAAAAAUUCUAAGGCAGCAGAAGAAACUCCAAGUUAUCCGUUUUUGUAACAACGGUCUAGCUGCAGACGCUAUUCAACUGCUGGUGAGUUACUUGUUGGAAGGUGGAGGUCCUACAAGUCUCAAGACUAUUCACUUCUUCAAUAAUCUGAUGGAAUCAGAAGGUGCAAAAAACGUAGUGCCUUUGUUAGAAUUUUCUCCGGAAUUGGAAGAUUUGAAGCUUGCCUCACUUCGAGUUGGGGAGGAAGGUAUCGAACCUGUUAUACGAGCCUUGAAAAAUACUACUCUUCUGAGAGUCCUCGACCUUUCAGAUAACAUAUUGGCAAAUAGAGGAGCUAAUUGUCUUGGUCGAAUGUUUCCUUUACUCUCAAAUUUAGAAACUCUGAUUCUUCGUGAUACUUCGUUGGGUGAUAAGGGCGCCACAACAAUCUUGCAGUGCUUGGAAAGAAGCGAAAUUCGUCUCAAGGUUCUUGACAUUUCUUGCAACGAACUUACUGCUGAAUCUUGCAAAAAUUUGGCCAAACUUGUUGAGCAGCAAACUUGCUUAGAACGCUUACUAGUUGAAGAGAAUGACAUUGGGUCUAAGGGUGUGGCCAUGUUAGCCAAAGCUCUUUCUUCCGGUGCUCACUCUCGACUGGUUGAGUUGAAUCUUGCAGAAAAUUCUAUUGGAACUGCCGGUGCAAAGGCCUUGUUUAGUGUCUUAAUUAAGCUUGUAUCAUUAAGGAACGUUAACCUUUCUGGAAAUUGGAUAAAGCAAGUUGUUGUCGAAGAACUUGAGGAUGCAUUGUCUCAGAUAAAUAGAACAGAAUUGACUGUAUCCUUUAGUGACAAUGAAUCGGAAGAGGAAGAAACUGAAGAAUAUGAAGAAGAGGACGAAGAUGAUAUUAGCUUGAAUAACUCUGUUGAUGCCGACGUGGAUGCGACAUUAGAAACUCGUAAUCAUUCGAGGAAUGAAGAUAUUAAUGCGCUUAAAGAUGAGUUUGCCAAAAUCUCGGUUGAGAAACAAGCUGAUGAGAAGUGAAAAACAUGCGACACCUUGGAAGUGCUUUGGUAAAAUACGAUACGAAUCAGGGAGUCUGUGGAGUUUUCUAA